AUGUCUGGCACGCAACUCGGCAGGUGGACAAACAACGGUGUUUGCCGCGAAAACGAAGCUGACCACUCCCUGUUGCCAUCGUUUACAGCUACAGCCCGCACGUUUGUUUGUCUUGGCGACGUACAUCAACCUAUUGUCUCCCUGCAUUCAGUAUGGCAACAGGGACCAGCCAGCUUCAAUAUCACGGCUAAGACCGAUAACGUCGAGCAGAAAGGUGACAAUGAGAUCUCGUUGGCCAGUGGUCACGCCUGUCCAGCACAAGGAUUAGGAUGCACAAAAGGAAGGGUGUUGGGAGACAUGCAGUAUGCAAAAGGACAGUGGCAACCCAAGGAAAAUCGGCGGUGGGUCAUCGCAUUAGAGGAGUCAAACGCAGGUCCAGACGGCAGCGGGCGAGCCGACAUGGGAACACUUCGGAUCGACGAAACUUGGGUUGACAGUGGAGCGGUGAACUCGGGUGGUGGUGGAACGGUGAACUUGGGUUGGCGGCGCAAUGGUAGACUGUCGGACACAGACCAGGGCGUCGGUAUGCAGAGCCUUGUAACGGCUGAUAAGCUUGUUCGAGAAGCGGAGAAUAGUAAAUUUAUUUCGGCAUAA
Laccaria bicolor S238N-H82 is the source of this 594-nucleotide messenger RNA. RefSeq lists its product as uncharacterized. The record is from RefSeq and is a predicted model, not a curated record. Lineage: Eukaryota; Fungi; Basidiomycota; Agaricomycetes; Agaricales; Hydnangiaceae. Bases 1 to 594 code for a protein of 197 amino acids. The transcript is spliced from 7 exons.